This is a messenger RNA of Fonsecaea monophora, 333 nucleotides long. RefSeq lists its product as hypothetical. The record is from RefSeq and is a predicted model, not a curated record. The transcript is spliced from 2 exons. NCBI's taxonomy places the organism in Eukaryota, Fungi, Ascomycota, Eurotiomycetes, Chaetothyriales, Herpotrichiellaceae. Bases 1 to 333 code for a protein of 110 amino acids.
AUGUCACUCACGCCACUCCCCCAUCCGCGCAGGAUCGUCACCGGACACGACGACCAGGGGAAAGCGAUCUUCCUCGCCGACUCGCGCAUCCCCUUGGAAGUGACCAAGCUGGGCGCCAGCCUCGGCGUGCUCUGGGAGACGAAGAAAGUCCCGGCCGAUAAUUCUGGGAAGGAUGAUCCCGCAACGUCGAGGACGACGGAUCUCGCGAAUAAGAGCGGGGUGGUGCUCCGGGUUGUGGACAUUGAGCCCGGUACGACGCAGGCCAAGAUGCUCUUCCACAGGACCGAGUCGCUCGACUUUGGGAUUCUGUUCGAUGGUCAAGUCUCAUGGUGA